This is a messenger RNA of Aphanomyces astaci, 405 nucleotides long. RefSeq lists its product as hypothetical. The coding region runs from base 1 to 405 and encodes 134 amino acids. The transcript has 2 exons. NCBI's taxonomy places the organism in Eukaryota, Oomycota, Saprolegniomycetes, Saprolegniales, Verrucalvaceae. The record is from RefSeq and is a predicted model, not a curated record.
AUGUUCGCGGCUGUGAAGAUGUACGCCCACGUGUUCUUCGGCCGUGACAUUGCCGCUCAGACCGUCAGCAUGCUGUUGUUUCUUGAAGACAAAACCAGCUACCAACAAGCAUGGCACCCAAGAAUAGACGGACGAAGACUGCGCGACAUCGAGUUCAGCUCAUUCGAUUACAACGUUUGUUUUGGCAACGCCAACGCUCUACCCGUGACGACGUCACGAGCCAAGACGUACACGGAGUCCCUCCAAUGUCACCAUCCUCGCGACGAUAGGGCGUUGAACAUCAAGAUCAAGUACUUGGCCAUGUACUUCGAGGAAAUCGACGAGUCGAUCGAUAUUGAGCCAUGCAAUAAGAGUCCACUCCGGAUGAAACAAGAGGUAAGUAACGAAGUUUCGGCGGAUUUCUAA